CUGAUUUCCUGCAUUACUGGAGCUCGCGGCUACUCAGCGAAAUGGCUGCGUUUCUGCGUGCUCGUAAAUAUGUCCGCUGUGUUGUCCGUUUCUCCGACCGUGAACUGUAAACGGUGCUGCUUUCUGCUUGUGAAGAUAAAUAAGGACACCUACUAGCUCAGCUGUCAUGGCUGAAGACAAUACAGAUGUGGGAGGUACGAUCGAGGAUGAAGAUGAAGGUUCAGACGACCCAAACGUUCCAGUGAGAAAUCGUCAACGGACAUGCAGUAGGGAGCUCAAUGCGUUCAGAGCUCAGUGGAUGUCUGAACUUAAACCGAGCUCCGACUCAAGCGGACUGAGUGACCGACUGCUGCGAAUGAGCAGUCUGAAGAGGACGCAAGAGACUGCGCGGGAGGAAAAAGCUACUGAACUGUUCUUGAGAGCAGUUGAGGAAGAGCAGAAUGGAGCCGUCUAUGAGGCUAUCAAGUUCUACCGCAUGGCUAUGCAGCUUGUGCCUGACAUUGAGUCUAAAAUCAACUACAGCCGUCCUUCCGAUGCAGACCGAGUUGGAGGAAACUACAUGGAAGACAGUGAUGUUGAUGGUGAGAUCGAGGAUCUACUUGCCUACUUUGAGCAGCAGCUCACUCUGGAAAGCUCCUUUCCAAAGAUCUGCACUCCUGAGUUGGAUUUGACUCAGACACACAUUUCAGCCUUGCCACGGGAAAUCCUGAUGUACAUAUUUCGCUGGGUUGUGUCGAGUGAUCUGGACAUGCGAGCCCUGGAGCAGCUCUCUUUGGUUUGCAGAGGGUUUUACAUUUGUGCAAGGGACCCUGGGAUUUGGCAUUCAGCCUGUUUAAGAGUGUGGGGACGGAACUGCACUAAAGUUUUGCCCUUCAAAUCCUGGAGGGAGAUGUUCCUGCAAAGGCCUCGUGUUCGCUUCGAUGGCGUUUACAUCAGCAAGACGUCAUACCUUCGUCAAGGAGAGAAGUCACUGGAUGGAUUUUACAGGGCUUGGCAUCAUGUUGAGUACUACAGGUACCUGCGGUUCUUCCCUGACGGCCAAGUCGUCAUGCUGACCACCCCUGAGGACCCUUUGUCCGUUGUUCCUUGCCUGCGUACGAAGAACAUCAGAAUGGAUUCUGUUCUGUUCGGUCAUUUCCGUCUGUCACAGGAGACAGACAAUCAAACCAAAGUUUAUGCUGUUGUCUGCAAGAAGAAGGAGGAGAAAGCGACCGAGUUUCAAAGGAACCGGUUCUGCAGGCGGAACCCAGCUCCGGAAACUGAACGCAACUUUCACGUGGGUCUGUAUCUGUCCACUGGGGGGCGUCAGAGUUUCAAUAAGCUGGUGUGGAUCCACCACUCCUGCCACAUCACUUACAAGCUGACGGGGGAAACGGUGGUCACAGCGUUCAACCUGGACAGCAUGUACACACCCUUCGUCUUUGCACGUGUGAAGAGUUACACUGCUUUCUCCGAGCAGCCUCUGUAAGCAGCCUGCAGACCUGCACACUUUCCCACAGAGACCACAGCAACCAUGCAUCAUUUUAACAAAACGCAUUCUCCUCCGCUUGUUCAAUCAGUACUGCAGCUGGAUCAAGGUGUUAAUAUAUAAACCCUCAUGUUUCCUACGUCCUAACUCUUUAUGUUUUGGGUUUACAUAAUAGAAUACUACUUAUUUUCUGAUUUCAGAAAUUAUGGUAAUGGGCUGAGAGCUAAAAUACUUAGCAACCUUUCCCACCUGUUUGAAGCAAUGAAUGUUCAUACUGUGUUGGUCUUAUGGUGCACUUUCUCCCUCAAAUAAACAGUGAUAAACAGAA
Molecule: messenger RNA, 1796 nt
Organism: Plectropomus leopardus (leopard coralgrouper)
Lineage: Eukaryota; Metazoa; Chordata; Actinopteri; Perciformes; Serranidae
Gene: fbxo9
Product: F-box protein 9
Biological process (GO): SCF-dependent proteasomal ubiquitin-dependent protein catabolic process
Cellular component (GO): cytoplasm; SCF ubiquitin ligase complex
Molecular function (GO): protein binding
Source: RefSeq, a predicted model, not a curated record